Drosophila novamexicana is the source of this 2773-nucleotide messenger RNA. It is a transcript of the gene numb, whose product is annotated as protein numb. The coding region runs from base 827 to 2527 and encodes 566 amino acids. Lineage: Eukaryota; Metazoa; Arthropoda; Insecta; Diptera; Drosophilidae. The transcript is spliced from 4 exons. The record is from RefSeq and is a predicted model, not a curated record.
UAGCGCGUCAACCGUUGACCGUCACGUUCGUCAGUCUGCAGAGUCCACUGGUGCUACGUAGAGCCCAUGUCCGCGUAACUUUUAAUGCCAAGUCGGGGGGGUUACGUUUUUCUGGUACUGGUUGUUUUAGUGGUUCGGAAUCGUGGUGUUUCACAAUCAUAUUCGCUGCCGUGAAAUCUGUUAAGUGCUAUGUUAAAAAUCAAUGUAUGAAACACGCUAAGAAAAAUCGGUACAUAUUAUAUAAUGCCCGAAACCGGUUUGGUGGCCUAAACAAAAAUAGUUGACCGUGCCAAAUGAUAGCCUAAACAGUAUAUUUACUGCUGGAUUUAACUGCGCCUGGAUAGAAACCGAACAGUCCACCAAAACAUGAUACUUUAAUGAUCGCAUGCGAGCAACAGAAAGUCGUCAAUUAAUUUAAUCAAAACCCAUAAAUCAAAUUUAAUGAACAAAUAAAUUUGCGCACGCAACAAGCCAAUAAAUAGAUCAAUAAAAUAAAAUACAAUAAAAAACAAUAAAAUAAUAUAAAAUACAGUAUUUAUAUAUCAUCUAUCAUCACGAGAGUGCCAUUUACAAGAUAAGCAAAAAAAGAUAGAACAAUUGAACGAGAGCGAGAGAGAGAGAGAGGGGAAUACAAACUGCAAGCAGCUGUCAUCUGACAUCUGGCAACGCCGAGGCUGUCAGUUUAAAGCCGUAACGGUUAUUGGCAGCAUUUUACUCACGCAAAAGCCAACGCCAAACCGGCUAGGCACAAGAGUUAGUCAAGAGAGACAAGGACAGCGACAGCCCAGCUAUACCGUGAGAGGGAGAGAGCGAGCAGACCACAAGCAUGGGAAACUCUUCGUCACACACGCACGAACCACUGGAGCGCGGCUUCACACGUGGAAAAUUCGGCGAUGUCAAGAAUGGGAAAUCCGCCUCGUUUCGGUUUAGCAAGAAGUCGCCCAAGAAGAUGGAUCGACUGCGACGCUCGUUCCGGGACUCCUUUCGUCGCCGCAAGGAUCGAGUGCCUGAGUCCUCCAAGCCACACCAAUGGCAGGCCGACGAGGAGGCCGUGCGGUCCGCCACCUGCUCCUUCUCGGUUAAGUACUUGGGCUGCGUGGAGGUGUUCGAGUCGCGCGGCAUGCAGGUCUGCGAGGAGGCGCUCAAAGUGCUAAGGCAAUCCCGACGCCGCCCAGUGCGAGGCCUUCUCCAUGUGAGUGGAGAUGGGCUGCGUGUUGUGGACGAUGAGACGAAGGGGCUUAUUGUUGACCAGACCAUUGAGAAGGUGAGCUUUUGUGCGCCGGAUCGCAAUCACGAACGUGGAUUCAGCUAUAUUUGUCGCGACGGAACCACUCGCCGCUGGAUGUGCCAUGGCUUCCUCGCAUGCAAGGACUCGGGCGAAAGGUUAUCCCAUGCUGUGGGCUGCGCGUUUGCCGUUUGUCUGGAGCGCAAGCAACGACGCGACAAGGAGUGCGGCGUAACGAUGACCUUUGACACAAAGAACUCGACGUUUACGCGCACCGGCUCCUUCCGGCAGCAGACGCUCACCGAGCGCCUGGCCAUGGCCACUGUGGGCAGCAAUGAGCGCUCUGUGGAUGGACCCGCGCUUCCCGGACCGCCUGCCGCCACGGUCAAGCCGUUCAAUCCGUUCGCCAUCGAGCGGCCGCACGCCACACCGAACAUGCUGGAGCGGCAGAGCUCCUUCCGGCUAAGCACCAUUGGCAGCCAGUCACCAUUCAAGCGACAGAUGUCUUUGCGUGUCAACGAUCUUCCGUCCAAUGCGGAUAGGCAGAAGGCCUUCCUGGCCGCUGCUGCCGGCAACCCGCAUCCACAUGCGCUGCACACUCCACAGCGCAGUGUAUCGCCCAUUGCGGAGGUCUCGCCGGUCAAGAGUGGCAAUAAUGCUGUCGUCUUGGCGGCCGAUACAGUUAGUCAGUUGUGCCAGGAGCUCAGCCAGGGCCUGUCGCUGCUCACGCAGACGGACACGAUGCUGGCGGCCGGUGACGAUCUGAACUUUAACAACAACCGCAGCAUCAACCAGAACAUCAUUGCCGCCGAGAAGCAGCAGCAAGUAAUCUCGUACAGCACCAGUGGCAGCGGCAGCGCCAGUGGCAGCGGCACGCCCACAGCUCAGGUGACGCCCUUUGUGGCUGGUGUUCCGCCAGUGCAGUCGCCAGACGUUGAUGCUGUCGAGCUGCCCAAUGCCGAACAGUGGCUGGGCCAGGUGGUGCGCACCACUUCGCCCGCUGUGCCGCCCAAAAGGCCCAGCUACUUGGCCAAUGUGGGACGCGCUCAGACAGUGUCAGCGAGUUCCACGGUUGGCGGUGCAACUGAUCCCGAUCCCUUCGAUGCCGAAUGGGCGGCCAAUGUAGCAGCCGCCAAGAAAAUGUCGCCGGAUGUGCUGGGAUCAGGCACAGGAAUUGGGGAAGGAGCUGCUUCAGGCACAGGAAUGGGCACAGGCAGCGGCAGCGGCAGCAACAGGCACAGCACAAAUCCGUUUAUCUCGCCGCCCAAGGCGCCAGCGCAAACAUUCCAGGUGCAGCUGUAGGCAGUGCUUCAGCGGGGGGACGAGGGGCUGGGCACGAGGCGAUCCAAAGUGUGGUUCACUUGAAAAACGUAACUUAGUGUAAUGUGGCAGACAGCACAGAGCGUUAGAUAGUUUAAAGAUAAAUAGAAAGAUAAAGAUAAACAUAAAGAUAAAGAUAUUGCUAUUCGAUUCCAGGUACUUAACGCAAACAAAACAAUUGUUGAAAUAUACUAUUAAAGUACAUAAACGGCUAAACCGUUCAAUUUA